GGGAUUUUUCUGUCUUAUUUUUGAUAAGUUGGUAGUUGAAUCAACAAUUGUCGAAAGUGUCGAAAUCACUAUGGUGCUAAAAUUACCAAAUUAAUAAUUAUUUAAAAAAAAUAGUUUCAACGUCUUAAAUACCAAAAAUGAAUACGGGCCACUAUAAUUCCCAAAUUUCCAUUUUUCUGUGAUAAAAACAUCCCACUGUGAAGAAGAUGAGUGAUCAAUAUUACUACAACUCAAAUUAUCCCCCUUAUGCCAACUACCCGCCAAAUUACCCUUCACCCGACCCCCAAUGGAACAACUGGCAAUGGAACCAAGCGUACCCCCCCAUGAUGCCUCCUUACCCUCCCCCCGUCAAUUUCAACGUUCCUCCACCCCCCAUGGGCCACUACAACUACUAUCCUCCCUAUCCUCAACAAGACAAGUCUCAAAAACGCUACGAAGACAGACCUAGUGAUUAUAGACAUGAACUUGAAACAUAUAAGCAAAGAAAGGCAAGUCAUGAAAAGUACAAUCAACGGUCGCGGUCCCCAAAACGUAGAUCUCGAUCUCCCAGAUAUUCGCGUUACAGGAAACGUAGUCGUAGUCGUAGUCGCAGUCGCAGUCGCCCCCACGAGAAGCCAAUCAAGGAACGCGACUUGAUUUUAUCAAAGUGGCGGAAAAAUUAUUGUUCAACACGUGAGGAAGUCUCGAAUAAGAUUCACGAGUUGUCUAAAGUGGACCAUGAAGAGGCUUUAGAACAGGAGAAAAAUAUUUGGACAAGGUCCACACCUUCAGACUUGUAUUACAGAAAGGAUGAGAACAAUGCGAGAAUCACGAAGGCUACGAAACGAUUAACACAAGUUUGUGAUAAAUUUAACGAUAAUUUGGUUCUGAGAGCCGCAAAGAUUAACAAAUUGAAGCCAAAAUAUGAGCCUCCGCCGAGGAAAAACCGGGCCAGGUUGUGCAAACAUAAAUCUGAAGAAUCGAGCUCGUCGGGAAGCUCUGAAGAAGAGCUCACUGAUGAAGAGGACUGCACUAUGGAAGAGCUUCAAAGGAAACAACAACACCCGGAUCGACUCCACCCGGAAAUGUGGUAUAAUGAUCCCGGGGAAAUGAACGACGGGCCUCUUUGUCGGUGUUCCAUUAAAUCCCGGAAAUCGGGAAUUCGACACGGGAUAUAUCCCGGAGAAAAACACCUAGAAAAAUGUGUUCCUGAUAGCAACAAUGCUGAUCGUCUUUACCACUAUCGUAUAACAAUCUCACCCCCUACUAACUUUUUAAUCAAGACGCCAACAAUUAUUCAUUAUGAUGAGCACGAGUUCAUUUUCGAGGGUUUUUCCAUGUUUUCCCAUUUUCCCCUGGAAAAACUUCCUACGUGUAAAGUAAUCCGGUUUAAUAUCGAGUACACAAUCUUGUAUAUUGAGGAGAAAAUCCCGGACAAUUUCACAGUGAGAGAGUUGGAUUUGUUUCAUGAUUAUUUGUUUAAAGAAAUUUUAGAAUUGGUUGAUUUGGAUUUUAAAGCUGCUGGUGAUGUUGAAGGGUGUUCUCAGUUUCAUUUUAUGCCGAGGUUUGUUCGCGAAUUGCCCGAUAAUGGGAAAGAAAUUUUGGCAAUGAAUGAGGUGCUACAGUACCUUUUGGAUAGUUCUGUGUCGCUGAUAGAGGAGAAGGAUUUGGAGGAUAUGAUCAAGAUGACUCAGUAUGAGUGGCAGAGCUAUGCUGAUGAAAUUAAGGGAAUGGUGGUAACCUACCCUGGCAAAAAGCCCUGUUCAGUCCGCGUGGACCAACUUGACCGCAACAUCGACCUCCAAAAACCCGGGGACUACAAAUUCCCCGAAAUUGUCCAUUUUGGCAUCCGCCCACCUCAGCUAAGUUACGCCGGUAACCCCGAUUAUCAGAAAGCUUGGCGCGAUUACGUCAAAUUCCGUCAUCUGUUGGCUAACAUGUCAAAACCGACAUUUGAAGACAAACGCAAAUUGGAAUCCAAAGAAAAUAAACUGCAAGAAAUGCGAACCCAAGGCAAAAUGAAACGCGACAUUACAGUUGCGGUGUCUGCUGAGGGAUUUUACCGAACUGGGAUUAUGUGCGAUAUAAUCCAGCAUGCCAUGCUCAUCCCGGUUCUCGUGUGCCAUUUGAGAUUCCACCAUUCCCUCAACAUCCUCGAAGAGUCUGUUAAUUAUAAGUUUAAGAAUCGGGCGUUGUUGCAGUUGGCUUUGACGCAUCCCUCCUAUCGGGAGAAUUUCGGGACGAAUCCCGAUCAUGCACGGAAUUCCCUCACGAAUUGUGGGAUUCGACAGCCGGAAUAUGGCGAUAGGAGAAUUCAUUAUAUGAAUACGAGGAAACGUGGGAUUAAUACGUUGAUUAAUAUCAUGUCGAGGUUUGGUAAACAGCAAGAAACCGAAUCGAAUAUUACUCAUAAUGAGAGGUUGGAGUUUUUGGGAGAUGCGGUAGUGGAGUUUUUGAGUUCGAUUCAUUUGUUUUACACGUUUCCGGAUUUGGAAGAAGGUGGCUUGGCAACGUAUAGAGCGGCGAUUGUUCAAAAUCAACAUUUGGCCGUUUUGGCCAAAACUUUGAAGUUAGAUCAGUUUAUGUUGUAUGCGCAUGGAUCGGAUUUGUGUCAUGAUUUGGAGUUGAGGCAUGCGAUGGCGAAUUGUUUUGAGGCCUUGAUGGGGGCGCUGUUUCUAGAUGGAGGGAUAAAUGUAGUGGAUCGAGUCUUUUCCGAAACCCUCUUCAAAGUCAACCCCGACUUGCUUGAGGUGUGGAUGAACCUCCCCCCGCACCCCUUGCAAGAACAAGAACCCACCGGCGACAGAGAAUGGAUUCCAAAAUUUGAACUUUUGCAAAAUUUGACAAAAUUCGAAGAAAGUGUUGGCUUACAAUUUAAUCACAUUCGUCUCUUGGCACGUGCUUUCACCGAUCGAAGUGUCGGUUACACUAACCUAACCCUCGGUUCGAACCAACGGUUGGAAUUCCUCGGAGAUACAGUUUUGCAACUCAUUGCAUCGGAAUACUUGUAUAAGUAUUUCCCGGAACAUCACGAGGGGCACUUAUCGUUGUUACGCAGCUCUUUGGUUAAUAACCGCACUCAGGCCGUUGUUUGUGACGAUUUAGGAAUGUCAAAUUACGCCGUUUAUAAUAAUCCGAAAGCCGAAUUAAAAACGAAAGAUCGAGCCGAUUUACUCGAAGCCUUUAUUGGGGCCCUGUAUGUUGACCAAGGCUUGGAAUUUUGCGAAGUUUUCUGUCAAGUGACCCUGUUUCCGCGCCUCCAGGACUUUAUAAUGAACCAAGACUGGAACGACCCCAAAUCUAAGCUCCAACAAUGCUGUCUGACCUUGAGAACCAUGGAUGGGGGCGAACCGGAUAUUCCGGUUUAUAAGGUGAUUGAGUGUAAAGGCCCCACCAACACGCGGGUGUAUACAGUGGCGGUAUAUUUCCGGGGGCGGCGUCUUGCUAGUGCAAUGGGACACAGUAUCCAACAAGCCGAAAUGAAUGCGGCGAAGAAGGCGUUAGAAAUUUCGCAAGAUUUGUUUCCACAGUUGGAUCAUCAAAAGCGAGUCAUUGCGAAAAGCAUGAAGAAGCAGAAGAAUAAAAAGAGGAGGAGGAGUAGGUCGAGGUCAAGUUUAAAGUUUGGGUUUAGGACACGCUCGCCGGAGAGUUACUCGAGGAGGCGGUUUCAGAGGUCAAGGUCGAGGUCAAAGGUAACGAGCGAGAGUGAUAGCUCACCGAGGUGUAGUACUAAUAAUGCUAGGGCGUAUUUAUCGACUGAUGAUUUAAGUGAUUAGCUACAUUUUUGUGAUAGGAUUUAAGUAUCUCAGGUCCGUUUUUUAAUUAGUUUGAAAGCUUUUAUUCCGGUUUUAUCUAACGAAGCAACUUACUUGGGUGUAUGAAUUUGUGUAUUAAUUUGAGUAAUUUUAAAUAGACGGAUAUCAUAAUUUUA
This is a messenger RNA of Tribolium madens (black flour beetle), 3910 nucleotides long. RefSeq names its product ribonuclease 3 (gene drosha). Bases 207 to 3755 code for a protein of 1182 amino acids. The record is from RefSeq and is a predicted model, not a curated record. The transcript is spliced from 10 exons. Gene Ontology annotation, biological process: pre-miRNA processing; rRNA processing; primary miRNA processing. Gene Ontology annotation, cellular component: nucleus. Gene Ontology annotation, molecular function: ribonuclease III activity; double-stranded RNA binding. NCBI's taxonomy places the organism in Eukaryota, Metazoa, Arthropoda, Insecta, Coleoptera, Tenebrionidae.